AUGAUGUUUCUUCUAUUCAUUUUCUUAUCAAUUCUCUCAUUUACUAGUAGUUCACAUUCAUCUUAUUAUACCACAUCACAAAAUGGGAUCCGUUUAAUGACGUUCAAUAUCUGGCAAUCUGGAGCAAAUGUGGAAAACGGACAGCAAAAAAUUGCAAAACAUAUUCUGAUGGUUAAUCCAGAUGUAGUUGCUUUGCAGGAAGUCUAUGCGAACGUUACUCGAAACCUGACUCUUAUGCUCGGUCAUCCAUGGGUUGCCGUAGAUCGGAAUCAUGAGUAUCCAGACACCGCAAUUCUCACCCGCCACGUAGUCGUCCCGAAUACAAAUCUCUCAACUUCUGGAGGAGUUGGAGCAAAGAUAAUGCUCCGCACAGGAUAUAUGAUUCAUUUUUGGUCCCUUCAUCUAGAUUAUACAUCUUAUGGACCAUACGCUGCCAACAAUAAAUUGGUUAAUAAGUUGGAUCAGAUAAUGGCUGGAGAGAAUGUUGGUCGUGGACCACAAAUCUAUGAAGUUUUGGAUCUUCCGAUGACGAAAAAGUGGAUUGAAAAAUCAGAUGAAAUUCCAAUUUUCAUAGCAGGAGACUUCAACGGGCCUUCUCAUUUGGAUUGGACAGAACAAACAAAGAAAAUUCAUGGCGAUUGGGUAGUCAGAUGGCCAGCAACCAAAGAAUUGGAAGAGAGAAAAUUCACAGAUACUUUUAGAGAGAUUUAUCCGAAUGUUGUAACAAAUCCAGGAAUCACAUGGUCUACUGUAAACAAGUUCAAUCCAGAGUGGAACUAUACGAUUCCAGAACCACAGGAUCGCAUUGAUUUCUUGUUUUAUAGAGGUCCCGUUGUCCCAUAUCAAAUUCUCACCUACAGUGGGUGCGAGAAGCCGCAGCGUAUCCCGUUCCACGCCCACAAUGACUAUCCAUCCGAUCAUUUUUCCGUUUUUGCCGACUAUACUUUCAUAUGA
Caenorhabditis remanei is the source of this 954-nucleotide messenger RNA. RefSeq lists its product as uncharacterized. The coding region runs from base 1 to 954 and encodes 317 amino acids. Gene Ontology annotation, molecular function: catalytic activity. The record is from RefSeq and is a predicted model, not a curated record. Lineage: Eukaryota; Metazoa; Nematoda; Chromadorea; Rhabditida; Rhabditidae. The transcript has 5 exons.